AUGAGUAUCAGGGCGUCCGGCGCCCCGAGGGCGGUGAGCUACGCCGGGAGGGCGGGCGGGCGCGAGGGGGCCGUUCGGCGUGAACGAUCGGCGCCCAGGCGGGGAGGACGGGGACGGAAGGGCGUCAGCGUCGAGGACAUCGCCCGCCUGGCCCCUCUGCCGCAGGGCCAAUCGCGCGGCAGCUCCCUGGAGCGCGUCUUCACGACGCCGCUCGAUUCAUCGCCCUCUGAUGCCGGCCAGCUGGAUGGCGUCGGCGGCUGCGAGGUUGGGGCCCCGGGCACGAUCAACGCCGUCACGGAGGCCGACGCGUUCAUCGUGGCGGCGGCGCUGGUGGCCUGCGGCGCCGAGGUGACGUGCGCCGGCGUCGCGGGCUGGACGGCGCUGCACUGGGCGGCCCACGACGACGCGCCGAGGGUGGCAAAG
This is a messenger RNA of Ostreobium quekettii, 423 nucleotides long. Lineage: Eukaryota; Viridiplantae; Chlorophyta; Ulvophyceae; Bryopsidales; Ostreobiaceae. The record is from the annotation of a GenBank genome assembly.